GCGUGCAUGAUAAUUUCCAGAAAAAGUUUGUUAAAAAGUGCCUCAAAAUGAGUUUCAACGAUAUUUUCAGCAAGCUAACGUGUGGCGCAAAAUUUACCAACAAAAAUAGGCUCUCACUAAAGUCCUCGCUCGGCCGACCAAUGCUGGCCAAAAUAAAGAAAGAAAAGGAUGAACCGGUCGAAGAUACGGACCAGCAAGAUGCCUCGGGAACGGAUAAUGAAAACGUGUUGGUCAAUGCAUCCGAUGCAGACAUUAGAAGCGACUCUCCAUCCGAGUCCGAGUCGGAAGCUGACGAGGAUCGUGCCGCUCCUCCAAAGCGCAAGAAACCGAAAACCCUGUCGGCCGAAACGCAGGAACAGAUGCGUCGCUGUAGGGUGAAAUCGUUGCGGAAGGCGAACAAAAUCUACAUCAAAAAGGCCAAAAAAUCACCCAACAUACCGGAUGUGAUAGAGACGUUCGAGGAGCUGUCCAGCGCGUACAAAGUUUCGCACCGGCUAGUGGCCAACAUCGCUGCGUGCUACAGCGCCCCAACACCCGUGCAGAUGCAAGCGAUUCCGGUGCUGCUGCACGAAACCUCACUCCAUGCCUGUGCACCGACGGGAUCGGGCAAGACGGCCGCCUUCCUUAUUCCGAUCUUGCACCAUCUCAAAGGACCGACGAAAUGUGGCUUUCGGGCGCUCAUCAUCUGCCCUACUCGCGAGCUGGCAAAGCAGACGCAACGGGAAGCGCUUCGGCUUGGCGAUGGCAUGAACAUACGGACACACGUGAUACGCACCGUGGACGAUCGGAGUAAAUGCGAUUAUACCAUGGAGAGUGGGCGCAAGUAUGAUAUCUUGGUAACCACACCGAAUCGAAUCUGUUACCUGUUGGCCCAAAAGCCACCACAGAUCGAUCUAAGCAACAUCCAAUGGGUGGUGGUGGACGAGGCGGAUAAACUUUUUGAAGAUUCGAAAAAUUCCUUCCGCGAACAACUGGACACGGUGCUGAACGCCUGCGUAAAUCCUACGAAAGUAGUUGCCUUAUUCAGUGCAACACAAACGCGCGAAGCGGACCAGUGGGUCGCUAGUAAUGUUCCGAGACGGAUACGCUUUUCCAUCGGCCAGACAAACAGUGCGGUUGAUUCGGUGGAGCAAAAGCUGCUCUUCACUGGCAACGAGAGUGGCAAAUUGCUCGCAUUCCGUGAGCUGGUAGCUCAAGGCCUUAGCCCACCGGUGCUGGUGUUUGUCCAGAGCAAAGACCGUGCCCAGCAGCUAUUCACCGAGCUGAUCUACGAUGGGCUAAACGUAGACGUUAUACACUCGGACCGAUCCCAGCGCGAACGGGACAACGUUGUGCGCGCCUUCCGUGAGGGCAAGAUCUGGAUACUAAUAUGUACCGAGCUGAUGAGUCGUGGUAUCGAUUUCAAAGGAGUGAAUCUGGUCGUGAACUAUGAUUUCCCACCUUCCACCAUUUCGUACGUGCACCGUAUUGGGCGUACGGGGCGUGCUGGUCGACAGGGAAAGGCCAUCACUUUCUUCACUAAAGACGAUACGGCAAAUCUGAAAAGCAUUGCACAGCUGGUUAAAGCAGCAGGCGGUGAGGUGCCGGAAUACAUGCUUCAGCUGAAGAGUGGAUCGCGACGCGAUCGCGAAAAACUGGCCCGCAAAGCACCGAAGCGAGCCAUGAUUCGUACCCUGCCUGCGUUUGAGCUGCAGCAGCUGCAACGGAAGAAAAAGUUCGUGGCUAAAACCAAGGGAAAAAUGGCACGCAAAGGACCUCCAGGACAGACGACACAGCACAGUUCGAACGAGUGAGGAGCCCACGAAGGAGCGUGGUAUACAGAAGCAUAUUUGCACUCAUAUUACACGGAAUAAAUGUUGCCCUUUUGCGAUAGUA
Messenger RNA from Anopheles aquasalis, 1875 nucleotides. RefSeq names its product DExD-box helicase 52 (gene ais). Gene Ontology annotation, molecular function: RNA helicase activity; nucleic acid binding; ATP binding. Gene Ontology annotation, cellular component: cytosol. The record is from RefSeq and is a predicted model, not a curated record. Lineage: Eukaryota; Metazoa; Arthropoda; Insecta; Diptera; Culicidae. Gene Ontology annotation, biological process: maturation of SSU-rRNA.